GAUGACCGAUAAUACGUCUCUAUUCCCGCGGCAGCUCACGUCCUUCGCACGCGUCUCAGUAGUUCAGCAGCCCACUGAAAUAGACGUGGGGUGUCGUAAGAACUUUGUUGCAUUUCAUUUCUGCUGAGAGGUAAAAGAACAGCGCCAUGUCCGACAAGGAGCAGCGAAAGCUUCAGCGAAAAGCGCAAAAAAAGCUGCUACAAGAGCAACAGAACGGGACAGCGCCAAUUCUUCCUUCCGAAGUCAGCUCAACGCCGUCGCAAGACGUUAUAUCAGAGCAGGCGAACUUAGAGAAGAAGCGGAAGCUCGAUUCUUCGAUCUCACCGGCCCCAGGAGUUCAUGACAAUGACGACGGCGCAGAGUCGAAAGAAGCGUCAAGGGCGGCCAAGAAGGCUCGAAAAGCGGCCAAGAAAGCCAAGCGUGAAGUGGAGAAGACAGUGCUGCCCGAGACACCAAGUAACCUCGAUAGUCGAUCUUUGAAGUCUUCUGCCAAAGACGGCGAGCUUACGGCUGCGAAGUAUCUCGCAGACAAAUCGAUCACACUCGAAAAUGCGGACGAUGGUAGCGCAAUUCAGGCAUCCGCUGUCACUUCCUUUGCAAUUCUUCAAACCCUCGUCCAUGGCAGUAUCAUGUCUGUCAUUCAAUCGCAGAACUUCACAGAGCCUACGCCGAUUCAAGCUGCAUGCUGGCCUCUGCUGCUACAAGGAAGAGACGUUGUGGGCAUCGCAGAGACAGGCUCUGGUAAGACUUUUGCUUUCGGAGUUCCUGCGAUCGAAGCAAUCAUCGGCAACGACAACAAAAAGGAUAAGAAGGACGGUGUCUCCACGCUUGUCAUCGCACCAACGCGAGAACUUGCUAUUCAGACCCAAGAACAGAUGUCCAUCUUGGGGAAAGGAUGCAAAGUCGACACUUUCUGCGUCUAUGGCGGCGUUUCGAAGGAUGAGCAAAUCAAGGCUCUGAAAAGGCUUCGGCCUUCGGCUAUCGUUGGAACGCCGGGUCGUUUGCUAGAUCUUGCUCGUGAUGGGCAUCUAGACCUCAGUGGUGUCUCCUACCUUGUACUGGACGAAGCUGAUCGAAUGCUCGACAAGGGCUUUGAGCCAGACAUUCGGGCGCUCAUCGGGAUGACCAAGUCUCACGCUGAGAAGCGUCUGACUUGCAUGUUCUCUGCAACUUGGCCACCUGCAGUUCGAAAGCUUGCAGAGAGCUUCAUGCACAAUCCGGCCAAGGUUACUGUGGGAAGCGAUGAGCUGGCUGCGAACAGGCGCAUAACGCAAACUGUGUACGUGCUUGAGGGUCGCGAGAAAGAGUGGAAGCUACAAGACGUAUUGCGGAAUUACUACAAAGCGAAACCCAACGCGAAGAAUGACAGAAUACUCAUCUUUGCGUUGUACAAGAAAGAAGCCCAAAGGGUGGAGAACACUCUACGGAGACAAGGCCACUCGGUUGCAGGUAUUCAUGGGGACCUCAGCCAGCAUGAUCGGAUUUCAAGUCUGAAUACCUUCAAAUCUGCCGCGACGCCUCUGCUUGUUGCGACAGACGUGGCUGCUCGUGGGCUCGACAUCCCCAAUGUCGAGCUUGUUAUAAAUUACACAUUUCCAUUGACUGCGGAAGACUACGUGCAUCGUAUCGGCCGUACUGGUAGAGGAGGGAAGGACGGCCGAUCGAUCACGUUUUUCACUGACGAGGACAAAGCCCACGCAGGCGAAUUGAUUCGCAUCUUGAAAGACGCAGAUCAACCGGUUCCAGAGGAAAUGGAUCGUUUCCCAAAGACUAUUAAGAAGAAGUCUCACGCCGCAUAUGGAGAUCACGUCAAGGAAUUCGUGGCAGGGAAAGCAAAGAAGAUCACAUUCGAUUGAUAGAUAUGCAUUAGAAGUGGCUGCUGUGUCCACAAAACACCUUUAUAGAUCGUCAAAAAAAUUACUUGAUGCCUCUGGCAUCGAUGCCUGUUUCAGUGUUGCUG
This is a messenger RNA of Tilletiaria anomala UBC 951, 1960 nucleotides long. Its product is annotated as DEAD-domain-containing protein. Gene Ontology annotation, cellular component: nucleolus. Gene Ontology annotation, biological process: rRNA processing. Gene Ontology annotation, molecular function: ATP binding; RNA binding; RNA helicase activity. Bases 147 to 1856 code for a protein of 569 amino acids. Lineage: Eukaryota; Fungi; Basidiomycota; Exobasidiomycetes; Georgefischeriales; Tilletiariaceae. The record is from RefSeq and is a predicted model, not a curated record. The transcript has 7 exons.